CAACUAAGUUCAUGAGUAACUUAUUCCUUUAAUUUACGUUGUGUGGCGCAGGGACUGUGAGCGGACUCUUGUAAUUGUUAUUUGUUAUAAAAUGCCGUCAGCUAUGGAAUCAAAACCUAUUAGUUGGGCAGAUCAAGUAGAGCAAGGUGAAGCUGAUUUGCAACCAGCUGGAGAAGUUAUUGUUGGAGAUAAGAAAAUUGUUACGGAAUACAAAGUAAAUGAUGAAGGCAAAAAGGUUAAGAUUGUCCGUUACUACAAAAUUGAAAGGAAGAUGGUUUCUAAAUCCAUUGCAUACCGAAAAGCAUGGAAGAAGUUCGGUUUAGCUGGAAACGAUCCACCUGGUCCAAAUCCAGCUAAUACUAUUGUUUGUGAAGAAAUAUUUAUGCAGUUCCUUUCAAAUAAAGAGGAAGAGAAAGGCCAAGAGGAAGAUCCAUUAGCUAAACUGAAAGGUCAAAAAAUGGUAAAAUGUCGUAUUUGUAAAGAUGAUCAUUGGACUACCCAGUGUCCUUACAAAGACAAAUUAGGCACAUUGCCUGACUUGUUAAAAGAGGAGCCAAAACCUGUUACACCUAAUCCUCAAGUUGAAGAAAAAGUAAAAGCUGGCAAAUAUGUACCUCCUAGCAUGAGAGAAGGAGCUAAUAGGCGUGGAGAAUCAAUGACUCCUUCAAGAACAAGAGAUGAGGCAGCAACUAUCCGUGUGACAAAUCUGUCUGAAGACGUUAGAGAUCCAGAUCUGCAGGAACUAUUCAGACCAUUUGGAACUAUUGCUCGUAUUUACUUGGCAAAGGAUAAAGCUACAGGUCAAUCAAAGGGUUUUGCUUUCAUAAGUUAUCAUCGGCGAGAAGAUGCUGCUAGGGCCAUUCAGUGUGUCAAUGGAUAUGGUUAUGAUAAUCUGAUUUUGAGUGUAGAAUGGGCAAAGCCUUCUGGAACAAAUUAAAGAAAAUUAACGAGUUUAUGUAUAUCUUUGUAUAUCAAUAAAGAUUUUUGUGAAAUGUG
This is a messenger RNA of Stegodyphus dumicola, 996 nucleotides long. RefSeq names its product eukaryotic translation initiation factor 3 subunit G-like. The record is from RefSeq and is a predicted model, not a curated record. Gene Ontology annotation, cellular component: eukaryotic translation initiation factor 3 complex; cytoplasm. Gene Ontology annotation, molecular function: RNA binding; translation initiation factor activity. NCBI's taxonomy places the organism in Eukaryota, Metazoa, Arthropoda, Arachnida, Araneae, Eresidae.